AUGGCUCCCCCGGUCCGGCCAUCCCGUUCCCUCGAAGGUCUCGAACGAGUGAUUCCUCCUCUUUCUCCUCUGUCGCCUAAGACGCCCUUCUCACCCCGACUCUUCCUCAAUAAACCUCUCCCCGCAAAGCCACUCCCUGAAGAACCAGAGUAUUCCACCAUGUGGAGUGACUCCAGCGAUAGUGAAUCCACCGUCGACAGUAUCGCCAGUCCUUCAGAACCUCGUGACUCGGUCGAAUACCCAAUCUUCGUCUCCGGCGCUGAUGACUUCGACUUGAUGGAUCACCCGGCUCCAGCCGCCGAUCCACUCCCCGUGACCCCACUCCGCACGGACAAUUUCGAGAUAGAUGAGAUAGACGAACUCAACGAGGUAGAUGAGCUUGACGACGUCGCAUCGAUUGCAGAGGAAACCCCAUUAUCAGUCUCAGUUUCGUCAUCUUGGUCAGACACACAGUACGGCCGACCAGUCCACUGGGCCCAGAAUCGACCCGGUACCAGCCACUAUUUCCGCGAGAAGAAGUGGGACUAUUUCCCCGAACUGGCUCCAUCCACCCUACAAGCCAGCGGACGCACCAAUUCAAAGCGCAGGAAGAAUCUCUCCGCCUUGGAUUUCGCAAAAGCCAAAUACCGCUGGCACUCGCUCGAUCGUACAGGUCUAGGCGGAGUCCGCGAGUCAAUCAAGACCUACGUCCACCGCACUCUCUCCCGCGAUGGCACAGAAAAUAAAGCCAAAGAAGUGACACGUCCAUCGACAGCACCAAUGGACCGCCACAUCGAUCACGCAGGUAGUACCAGCAUCCUGGGGACAAGUCUAGGCAGCAAAGUCUACAUACCACAGCACUCUUCCUUAGACGUGGAUGCCCCAUACCGAGCGAUAUCCGUCUCGACAGCAUCAACAUCGGCGUCGGCAUACAGCACCAGCGCCGGUACCAACGCUAGAGUGACUAGUCUCAGUGCCAGCGACUACGACAACCCCAACCAUCACAUGUACUACCCACUCCACUCCCCCCUCUCGCCAGUCUCCCCAACCACCCCGAUAAUCCCUCGCCAAAAACAACUCGCCGUGCCGAUGUCCCCGUAUCAGAAAUACGGAUCGUCGAUCUGGGAAACACCCAAGAAAUCGAAGAAACGGGGCGUGCAAUUCCCUAAAUACUCCAAGCAGCCUUCGUCUCUGACUCUCAGACCGGAGGCAUAUCCAUACCCCGGUUCUGCUCCGGUUAUGAAUGCUUCCCAGAUCACAUUUGUAAAUCCAACGCCGCCACUUUCUCCACCACUCAAGUCGCAGCUUUUGCAGAAUACCCGUGGUGCGGUGAAGGCUCUGCAAGGCAAGUCGAAGGAGGAGAAGAGGAGGGAGUUAUUGAAGGCCCAGAUUAAGUUUGUUGGGCCUGUUAAUCCUCAUACUUAUGGGAGGGAUCCUUGGGUUUGA
This is a messenger RNA of Penicillium arizonense, 1425 nucleotides long. RefSeq lists its product as uncharacterized. The record is from RefSeq and is a predicted model, not a curated record. NCBI's taxonomy places the organism in Eukaryota, Fungi, Ascomycota, Eurotiomycetes, Eurotiales, Aspergillaceae. The coding region runs from base 1 to 1425 and encodes 474 amino acids. The transcript has a single exon.